This is a messenger RNA of Cyprinodon variegatus (sheepshead minnow), 1709 nucleotides long. RefSeq names its product transcription factor E2F3-like. The transcript has 7 exons. Gene Ontology annotation, molecular function: RNA polymerase II cis-regulatory region sequence-specific DNA binding; DNA-binding transcription factor activity, RNA polymerase II-specific; protein dimerization activity. Lineage: Eukaryota; Metazoa; Chordata; Actinopteri; Cyprinodontiformes; Cyprinodontidae. Bases 328 to 939 code for a protein of 203 amino acids. Gene Ontology annotation, biological process: regulation of transcription by RNA polymerase II. Gene Ontology annotation, cellular component: RNA polymerase II transcription regulator complex. The record is from RefSeq and is a predicted model, not a curated record.
GCGUACCUUACGUUCAGCCUCCACUGGGGAGAUUUGGCGGGCAGUACUUCAGUGUAAUUUGGAUUUCUUGUUGUGCAUGCUUUUAAGUGGGAACCGAAGAAUGUUAGAAUAACGGUCUAGCAAACUUUUUCCAAGUAAGCAAACUUUUUCCAGCCCUAACGACGGAAAGACGUUACUUCUGAAGGGGAACCACCCCUUGACUGGCAACGUGCUGAUUUUGUGCCUUCUGUGUUUGUGUGCCAAAAACAAAGGAAGAGCGAUAAACCAAAGUGCAGGCUGGAGCUACAGGGCAAUGAAGGAAGGGAACAUCAGGAUGAUGAUGUUACCAUGGAGGCUGUUGCUAAGACUGACACAGCAAAGAGUGACCAUCUAAUAGAGCCAUGCAGGUUUGUGAUUAGAACCCGCUCUGACAACUCUUUGGUCCGCCUGACUCAAGCGUUUGCUCAGAUGCUGAAUCGCUCUUCAGAUGGCGUCCUGGACCUCAACCUGGCCUCGUCGGUGCUCGGCGUGCACAAGAGACGACUGUACGACAUCAUCAACGUCUUGGAAGGGAUCAAUCUAAUUGAGAGGAUCUACAAAAACCACUACAAAUGGCUAGGUGCGCCCAUGGAUGAAGGAGUCAUUAUAGGUUUGAGGGCUCUCGUCGAUGCAGAGGAGGCGCUGGAUCAGCUGAUCCAAAGCAGCACCAAAGCCAUCAAAGAGCUCAAUGAGGACAAUGACCACCAGAAAUUUGCGUAUUUGACCUACAAGGAUAUCAGCAGUAUUCCGAGUCUGGAAGGGCAGACAGUGAUUGUGAUCAAAGCUUCCUCUUCGACUGAAAUACAGGUGCCACAUCCAGAUGAGGGCUUCCAGAUCUACAUCAGUAGCACCAAUGAGCCCAUCGACGUUUUCUUCUGCUCCGAUAACCCGGUUCCAAAGGAAUUCACCUACCCACACUAAUGGAGACUUCCAGCUAACCACCUGCAGAAAAGACUUCUUUACUCCUUGGCCUCCAUCCUCUCCUCAGACGUCCUCUAAAGCAGAUGCUGACAGGCUGUGGGAUGGAGGGUUUCUCUGAGGUGUCAUUAACCUUCAUCCAUCUGAUGAAAUCCCUUUGAAUCUGAAAAAUGUGGCGUUAUUUCACCGCUGAUCUCCUCUGAAGGAGGGCAGCGUUACCUCAUCACCCUGACCAGAGGUGACGGCAAAAGAAAAAAAGCUCUGUUUAGCCUAACAUGGAGGGACGGCUUCAUUAGACGGACUGAAAUCAGAGUUGCAAUAAAAAAACACCUAAGUGCUCAAACUAUGUAUUUUGUUUUGGAACCUUUAUCACCACGGAUGUAACAUCGCAUUGGACUCACUGCGGUCAUGCCAAGAACUUCAAUUUAACUUAAUUUUUUUUUUCUAUGCAUGUUUUGUUUAUGAUCUUUUCUGUUUCCAAAUCUUUUUCAUUUAUUGCCUUUUUCGAACCUUAAAGAGCCCCUCAUAGAGGACAUGGACUGUUUUUUUUUCUUUCUUUAAGUUAACACUAGAAAGGAACAAACCAUGUGAUAGAAUUUGGUGUAAAUAAACUCAAAGACAAAUUUAAGAUGAGCUUGUAGAGGAAUUGUUCCCCUUUUUUUCUUUUUUUUUGUGUGGCAAUAAGAAUAAUUGUCUUGAUGCUGAAAAGAGCCCAACAGAUUUUGCUUUCACAAGUGGGGCAGUACGGCUAUCGGCAUAGUGUUCCGCUUGAU